GUGGCUGGCAAUUCAUAAAGCAGAAAGAAUGACUGAAUCAUACCAAGAGGCCCAGGAUUUCCAUAUACCUGACCUCAGGAAACCUACCCUGAAGAAAGUGCACGUUUGGCCAUGUGCUGGAAGGAGCAGCAGCAGCCCUAGAGCUUCCUUUUCUUGCUCACGUGUCUUUCUUUGCCUCUCCUUGUUAUGCUGGGUAGGCAGUCUCCUGGGGCACCCUCAGUGCCUGGAUUAUGGGCCGCCUUUCCAGCCCCCUGUUCACUUGGAGUUCUGCUCUUCCUAUGAAAACUUUGGCUGCUGUGACCAGGAGAGAGACACCAGCGUCGCAGCAAAGUACCGGGAGAUCAUGGAUUCCAUCGAUCCACGGGGGCGUAAGCUGUGCGGAACGUAUAUCAAAGAUAUUCUCUGUCAGGAAUGUUCUCCAUAUGCUGCGCAUCUCUACGAUGCUGAAAACCCCCGAACGCCUCUAAGAAACCUUCCCGGGCUUUGUUUUGACUAUUGCUCCGAGUUCCAUUUCAACUGCCGCUCCGCCAUCAGCCUGCUGACUAGCGAUGAGCACGUUCGGGAAUGCUGCGAGAGGAACAAGACACACUUCUGCAACCUCCUUCACCUACACGACGAGGACUACUGCUUCCCCAACGUGCUGAAGAACACCGUCCUCAACCGCAACCUGGGCUCGGUGGUGGAGGGCCACAAGGGCUGCCUCCAGCUCUGCCUGGCCGAGGUCGCCAACGGGCUGAGGAACCCGGUGCUCAUGCUGCAUGCCAAUGACCAGACCCACCGCGCCUUUGUAGCUGAGCAGCUGGGGGUGGUCUGGGUCUACUUACCUGACGGCAGCCGGCUGGAGGAGCCCUUUCUGGAUAUUAAAAGCAUAGUGCUGGCUACACCAUGGAUAGGGGAUGAGAGAGGCUUUUUGGGGAUGGCUUUCCACCCCAACUACAAGCACAAUGGGAAAUUUUAUAUCUAUUAUUCAUAUAUGGAUAAGAAGCGAGUGGAAAAGGUCAGAAUCAGCGAAUUGAAGGUUUUGGCCUCUGAUGCCAACAAAGCUGAUCCACGCUCAGAAAGGAAUCUUUUGGAACUUGAAGAACCAGCCGCAAAUCACAAUGGUGGGCAGCUGCUCUUUGGGGUGGAUGGCUAUAUGUAUGUAUUCACAGGGGAUGGAGGGAAAGCUGGAGACCCUUUUGGAAAAUUUGGGAAUGCUCAGAACAAGAGUGUAUUGUUGGGGAAAGUCCUGAGGAUUGAUGUGGAUGGAGAAAGUCCUGAUGGCAAGCCUUAUCGCAUCCCUCCUAAUAACCCUUUUGUGUCUGAUCCCAAGGCCCGCCCUGAAGUUUAUGCUUAUGGGGUCAGGAAUAUGUGGCGCUGUGCUGUUGACAGGGGGGACCCUGUCACGAAGAAGGGAAGAGGGAGGAUAUUCUGUGGGGAUGUUGGGCAGAACAGGUUUGAAGAAAUUGACAUCAUUGUUAAAGGAGGAAACUAUGGCUGGAGAGCAAAGGAGGGAUUUGAAUGCUACGACACAAAGCUUUGCCGUAAUUCCUCCUUGGAUGACAUUCUUCCAAUAUAUGCAUAUGGCCGCAACGUGGGGAAGUCAGUCACUGGAGGUUAUGUAUAUAGAGGAUGUGAAUCACCCAACUUGAAUGGUCUCUAUAUUUUUGGCGAUUUCAUGAAUGGUCGACUGAUGGCUUUACAGGAAGAUGAGAAGACAAAUAAGUGGAAGAAGAGAGAGAUCUGCAUUGGUAGUACUAAAGUUUGUGCUUUCCCUGGAAUGAUCAGUUCUUAUAGCAAAUUCAUCAUCUCAUUUGCUGAGGAUGAAGCAGGUGAGCUGUAUUUUUUGUCUACAUCUUAUCCCAGUGCCUAUGCACCACAUGGAUCUCUCUACAAAAUUGUUGAUCCUGCAAGGAGAGCUCCACCAGGGAAGUGUAAAUACAAGCCUGUUCCAGUGAAAAUAAAGAGUAAACGGAUACCAUUUGUUCCACGUGCAAAGACUGUCCUUGAGUUGCUUAAUGAACCUUCAACCAAACCUCCGAAAAAAUCUUCUACCCCUGCUGAAGCCAUCUCAACAAUUUCUUCGAAGAAAUCUAAAAAGACACCAUCCCCCAAAAUAAAAGCAUCAACUGUGAGAACAGCUCCAUCCAGUAAAACGACACAGAAAAUCAAGGCUGAAGAUGAACAUCACAGGUCAAAGCAGAAAAAGAAGGUUGCGAGGGUUGACAGAACUACACCAGCACCAUCUGUGCCAAAAAAGAAGAGCUCCCACCUAACUGGAAGCAAGAAGCUUCUUCCGAAGAAAGCAGCACAAACCAAGAGAAACUGGAGAAGACGAGGAAAGAGAGUAGAUUAA
Molecule: messenger RNA, 2335 nt
Organism: Cygnus atratus (black swan)
Lineage: Eukaryota; Metazoa; Chordata; Aves; Anseriformes; Anatidae
Gene: HHIPL2
Product: HHIP like 2
Exons: 9
Coding region: 29-2335 (768 amino acids)
Source: RefSeq, a predicted model, not a curated record